AUGCCGAGGAGCGGUGGCCGGAGCAGCCGGGAACGGUCCUGCGAAGGCGAGGAGCUCGCGGUUGGCCGCUGCCGGAUUUUGGUCUUUCUCCUGAAGAUGCACAUUCUGUUUGGUGUCUGGGGCCGGCUGGCCUCCCUCCCUCGCCCAGGGUCCUCAGAGGAGCUAUUUGAGGUUUCUCUCUGGCCAAAUCAGACCCUAGUGGAGUUUGGACAACCCCUAAUGGUCAACUGCAGCACCACCUGUCCAGAACCGGGGCCCGGCGGAAUCGAGACCUUGUUGAAGAAAACCCAGGUGGACAAAGGGCCCCAGUGGAAGGAGUUUCUCCUAGAGGACGUCACAGAGAAUUCUGUCCUGCAGUGCUUCUUCUCUUGUGCAGGGAUCCAAAAAGACACAAGCCUUGGCAUUACUGUAUAUAAGCCACCAGAGCAGGUGAUCUUGGAGCUGCAGCCUACGUGGGUGGCCGUGGAUGAAGCUUUUACAGUCAAGUGCCACGUGCCCAGUGUGGCACCCCUGGAGAACCUCACCCUUACCCUUCUCCAGGGUAAUCAAGAGCUGCACAGAAAGAACUUUCUGAACUUAGCUCUUGCCUCCCAAAGAGCCGAAGUCACCAUCAGUGUCAGAGCACAAAGGGAGAAUGACAGGUGCAACUUCUCCUGCCAUGCAGAACUGGAUCUGAGUUCACAAGGUGGAGGGCUUUUAAACGGCAGCUCAGCCAUCAAAGUCCUCCGGAUCUUUGAAUUCUCGGAGAGCCCCCAGAUCUGGGGCUCUUCACUUCUGGAAGCUGGGGUGGCAGAGACUGUGAGCUGUGAGGUGGCUGGAGUGUUUCCAGCCGAAGAAGUUACGUUCCACAUAUUCCUGGGUGAUCAGGAACUGAGCCCUUUCCUCUCCUGGGAGGGUGACACGGCAUGGGCCAAUGCCACCAUUCGGGCCAUGGAGACUGGUGAGCAGGAGCUAUCUUGCCUUGUAGCUCUGGGUCUGAUGGAACAGAAAACAAGACAGCCAGUGCACGUCUACAGCUUCCCUCCACCAGUCCUGGAGAUAGAAGAAUCAUACCCACUGGCAGGGACAGAUGUUAAUGUCACAUGCUCAGGGCAUGUAUUAACAUCACCCAGCCCUACUAUUCGACUUCAGGGGGCCACAACUCUCCCUGCCCCUGGGGAUCUUGCCUGGCUUCUACUUACUGCCAGGGAAGAAGAUGAUGGCCGAAAUUUCUCCUGUGAGGCAUCUUUGGAGGUGCAAGGUCGGCAAUUGAUUAAAACCACUGUGACCCAGCUCCAUGUGUUCUAUGAACCACGGUUAGAAGAAUCUAGUUGCCCUAGCAACCAGACAUGGGUGGAAGGGAUGGAGCAGAUGCUUGCCUGUGUUCCGAAGGGAAAUCCAACUCCGGCCUUGGUGUGUACUUGGAAUGGGAUCUUCUUCGACCCAGAAGUGCCACAGAAGGCAGCCAAGAACCACACUGGAAUCUACUGCUGCACGGCCACUAACAAGCUGGGCUCUGUCAGCAAAGACAUUGCUAUCGUUGUUGAAGGACUGGAGGAAGGAAUCAGCUCCAGCGUCUUCCUCAUCAUUAUUGCCGCCCUGGGAGUGGGCGUGAUCACCAUCGCUCUGUAUUUGAACUAUCGGCCCUGCAAAAUAAAGAGGAGACUGCGCUACAGGCAGGAAGAGAGCAAAGAGGAAGAGAGCCAGCUUGCUGCUCAACAGGCAGAGAAGAGCAGCUCACAUAAUUGUUGA
This is a messenger RNA of Lepus europaeus (European hare), 1731 nucleotides long. RefSeq names its product intercellular adhesion molecule 5-like. The record is from RefSeq and is a predicted model, not a curated record. NCBI's taxonomy places the organism in Eukaryota, Metazoa, Chordata, Mammalia, Lagomorpha, Leporidae. Gene Ontology annotation, molecular function: integrin binding. The transcript has 8 exons. Gene Ontology annotation, cellular component: membrane. Bases 1 to 1731 code for a protein of 576 amino acids. Gene Ontology annotation, biological process: cell-cell adhesion.